GAAGCUCUAUACACAGAGCAUGAAGCAUAAGAGCAGUGUGUCAAGGAACCCCCCUCCCCCCCCCAAAAAAAAGACGGAACAGAGGAGAUGAAGCUUGUAUGAUGAGCUUAUCGUGGAAAACCUUUUAUUAGUUGCAUUGAAGCACGAAAAAAGGCUAUUUUGCUACCAACUGAGCUAAUUACCUCGAGGGCUUUACGUUUAUAUGAGAUGCGUUUUGAUCUUGACAACGCGCAGCGAGAUACAACCCUGCCUGCCAGCGUACGGUUUGCUCUCACCCUUCCCAAGUGUAUUUGCUUGAUCCCAGGCCUAGCCCACCGUGCUCUUCUUCGCUUCCCUAGGCAGGUUGUUGGGUUGGUGAUCUGUAUGUCGGUGGCUGCAGGAACUGCGUCAACUCUAUUUUUUGGCGUUAGCCAGAACUCUAAACUGGAUAGAGGACUCAAUGUAAAGGCCACUACACGUACUUGUUUAUCGAUGGUUUGUGAUCUAUCUCAUAACCAGCUCUCCCAUUGGUUUGCUACUAAGUACUGCCAAUGCUGUGUUAAUACGACUCAGUGGUAUACGUGAAAAGUCGCACGUUGCACCUGGCAUGACAUCAACCACGGAAGGAAAAAGGGGCCUUUUUCGCCUAAAGAAAAGGACAAGUAGCCCUCCGCCGGCUCAGCC
This is a messenger RNA of Williopsis jadinii, 663 nucleotides long. RefSeq lists its product as uncharacterized. The transcript has a single exon. Lineage: Eukaryota; Fungi; Ascomycota; Saccharomycetes; Phaffomycetales; Wickerhamomycetaceae. The record is from RefSeq and is a predicted model, not a curated record. Bases 208 to 564 code for a protein of 118 amino acids.